Messenger RNA from Lachnellula hyalina, 2844 nucleotides. It is a transcript of the gene micA, whose product is annotated as Microperfuranone synthase. The transcript has a single exon. Gene Ontology annotation, molecular function: CoA-ligase activity. NCBI's taxonomy places the organism in Eukaryota, Fungi, Ascomycota, Leotiomycetes, Helotiales, Lachnaceae. Gene Ontology annotation, biological process: secondary metabolic process; biosynthetic process. The coding region runs from base 1 to 2844 and encodes 947 amino acids. The record is from RefSeq and is a predicted model, not a curated record.
AUGGCGCCCCAAAACAUAUUACAAGUCCUGAAGCAGGCCACGGAAUCUCCAUCAGCCAAAGGACUUAUCAUUUACGACCCAAACGCUACAGACAAGUCAUAUACAAAAGUCAGUUAUGCACAGCUGUAUGAACAAAUAUCCAUUAGGGCAGAACGUCUAACCGCGAUUGACGCACUAUCUUCGAAUCAAAUUGUCGUCCUCCACGUAGAGCAUCAGCUAGAUGGCAUCUCUUGGUUCUGGGCCAUUCUUGCUGCCGGAGGCAUCCCGUGUAUGUCCACUCAGUCAAAUCAGGACUUCGAACAUCGCCAGCAUCACCUAAUGUCGCUUCAUAAGCUACUCGACCACCCACUGUUUAUCACCACAGAAAAUCUCCGUUCGCAAUUUUCCGAUCUCGAAGGACUACGAGCUUUUACAACUACUGACAUCGACAACAUCUCCACCUUGAAUGUAAACUCCAGUGGCUCACUGAAAAGCCACACUUCAAAAUCAGUGUUGGCAAAAGGCAAUGUUCCAGGGCUCUCAAAGAAACCCGAAGACCUCGCAGCUCUCAUGCUCACAUCUGGUAGUACUGGUGACUCAAAAGCUGUUUGUCUUACACAUUCUCAGCUACUAUCCUCCAUCGAUGGAAAGGUCAAGCUUCAUGAAACUACCUCCCAGGACACCUUCCUCGCCUGGACCGGAAUUGACCAUGUUGCAAAUCUCGUGGAGAUUCAUCUACAUGCUAUGAGACUCGGGGCCAUUCAAAUCCAUAUUCCGCCCUCCUCGGCCGUGGAAGAACCACUGAAUUUACUCCAGAAAUUGAGUGAUCAUCAGGUGUCAUACACUUUUGCUCCCAACUUCCUUCUUGCCGGAAUUGCCCGGGCUUUGGAAUUGCUUCCUAAUCAAGCGACGCUCUCACUUGACCUUUCUUACCUUCGGGCUUUGAUUUCAGGAGGAGAAGCCAAUUCUGUGGCAACUGCCGUUAGACUCACAACAUUGUUACAGAAAUAUCAUGCGCCUGCGUCAUUUAUUCGCCCAGGUCUAGGCCUGACUGAAACAUGUGGUGGUGCAGUCUAUAGCGACAACUGUCCUUCCUAUGAUGUUUUGCAGAAUACGGAGCAUUGUUCUGUUGGGUUUCCCACUGAUGCAAUCCAGGCUCGGGUUGUCCGUAGUGAUACGACGACAGCAGCACCUAAUGAAAUAGGCUCACUUCAGCUAUCGGGUCCCUGUGUUUUCAAAAGUUACUACAGUAAUCAGGAAGCGACAUCAACAAGCUUCACGUCGGAUGGCUGGUUCAAGACAGGAGAUCUGGCAUUGAUCGACAAGCACGGAAAGCUCCUCUUGACGGGCAGAGAGAAAGAUUCCAUUAUCAUCAACGGCAUCAAGUACUACUCCCAAGCAAUUGAAUCUAUCAUCGAAGCAGCACAGAUCCCAGGUGUCACUCCCUCGCACACCGCCACCUUUCCACAUUGGCCCGAGGAUCAUCACACGGAGGUUCUUUGCAUUGUCUAUUUACCGACUUAUGACCGCAACGACUAUGCGACAGCAAUGGCUACAGAAGUAGCAAUUUCCAAGUCUGUCAUUGUCUACUGUGGCGUUCGACCUUACCGCAUCAUUCCUCUCGAAGCAUCACUUCUCCAGAAGUCUUCACUGGGAAAGCUCUCGCGCCCAAAGAUCCGAGCAGCUUUUGAAGCUGGAAAAUAUGAUGCCUACGCUUUGUCUGACGAAGCAAAGCUCACCCAGCUUCAGCAUGACUCGCACCAGCCCGCAGCUACAAUUACGGAGCUGACCAUCAUUGACGUUUACCUGCAGAUGUUCCCAGGUAGCCUUCAAUUGGGAAGGAACAGCGAUCUCUCGGCACUUGGCGGCUCCUCCGUCGACCUCUUGAGACUUAAGUCCUUUCUUCAAAAGGCCCUUAGCAUUCACGACAUCCCCAUCAAUAUACUGUUUGCUCACACAGUUCUCCACGAGCUCGCAGAAGCUUUGGACUCGCUCAAGCAUACACGUAAUUUCUCACCAGUGGUGGUACUGCAGCCCCAUGGCGACAGAACUCCCAUCUGGUUCGUCCAUACUGGCCUCGGCGAAGUCCUAAUCUUCAUGAAUCUCGCGCGCCACAUCACCGACCGCCCAGUCUACGCACUUCGCGCCCGAGGCUUCGACGGCGAACCGCACUUCACCUCGCUGGACGAACUGGUCACCACCUACCACUCUGCCAUCAAGAGCACACAGCCAGAGGGACCAUACGCUAUAGCAGGCUAUGCAUCUGGAUCCAUCGCUACCUUCGAGAUCGCAAAGCAAAUGAAUGCCCAAGGCGAUGCAGUCAAGUUCCUCGGCAUUCUUGACCAACAGCCUGCAGUGAAAAAAGGUGCCAGAACAUAUGAUUGGUACAAAGUGGUUCUACACAUCGCCUUCUUCCUGGAUCUCAUGGACGAGGAAUAUGCACUUUCCUACCUCGCCGAAGCACAGACUCUCUCGCACGACGAGGUCCUCAACCAUAUCAUGGCCCUUGCCCCUGCUUCGAGAUUGCACGAGCUGGGCAUAACCAAGGCGAAGAUAGACAAUUGGGCGAAUAUUGCCUUUGGCCUGAAGCAGAUCAUCUGCGAUUACGAUCCAGCGGGAGAGGUCCACUGCAUGGAUGUCUUCUACACUGCGCCGACGGCGCCGAAUGGAUCUGCAUCGGCUAUGACUCUCAACGAGCGGUUCUCUGGAUUCAUAUCGAAAUGGGAUGGCUUUGUGGACGUGGAGUCAGGAGGCGACGCGAGGUAUCAUGUCCUGGAGGGCACGCACAGGACCAUGAUCACACCGCCCAACGUGCUUAGUUUCCAUAAGAUUUUCACCACGGCUAUGGAGGAGCGUGGACUGUGA